Messenger RNA from Synchytrium microbalum, 1809 nucleotides. RefSeq lists its product as uncharacterized. Gene Ontology annotation, cellular component: nucleus; plasma membrane; cytosol. Gene Ontology annotation, molecular function: misfolded protein binding; heat shock protein binding; ATP binding. The record is from RefSeq and is a predicted model, not a curated record. Lineage: Eukaryota; Fungi; Chytridiomycota; Chytridiomycetes; Synchytriales; Synchytriaceae. The transcript is spliced from 9 exons. Gene Ontology annotation, biological process: vesicle-mediated transport; protein refolding; cellular response to unfolded protein. Bases 1 to 1809 code for a protein of 602 amino acids.
AUGAUCCAACCUACUGCUAUUGAACCGAAACUACAUAUCUCUGCCAACUACUUCCGUGACUUGCGCCACAACGAUGGUUUAUCUAACGAAAUCUCUGCAGUAUCCUUCUCUCACAACGGACGCAUAUUCGCCUCCUUGAAUAUCUCGAACUCGAUCGCUAUUUUCGAUGUCAUCCUCUCUCGUCUCAUAUGCACUAUUCAACUGGCCGUCACAGCCAUUGCAUCAAAAUCAAAGGCCUCGAUGGAAUUUUCACCUGAUAAUUCAAACCUAGCUGUUUUGGCUGGUAGUACCUUGUCUGUAUGGAAUUUGCACCGUCAAGAAUGGCUGCAAGGAUUUGAUGCGACUUUUGAUAUCAAUACGCUGUGCUGGGUUACUGAACAUAAGCUAGUCACUGGUGAUAUCAAUGGCAGUAUAAGGAUUUGGGAUAUCCAAGACGCCGAAGCAACUACUCGGGCUUCGCCACAACCACUAGACUCGAUGAUUACUGCCGUCAUUCCACGUAAACAAAAUAACUCCCGUGACUUGGUAGUUACUACUUUGAAUGGCAUCGUAUACACCAUGUCCUAUCCAGCUCUAGAAAUCACAAAGGAAACAGUCUUAUCAGCCCGAGUCACCUCCGCAUCCAUGCUCUCCGAAGGAUUCUUGAUCGUGGGUAGUACCGACGGCCGUGUAGGAAUCCUCAACCACGGCGCUAAUACACCACGAAUGAUAAAGGAGAACAACAUUGUCUGGAUGAGUCUAGGUAACAAGAUCAACGCCAGCGACUCUGAAAUAAUCUCAAUAAAAGUACAAUCUCCCCAUUGGGGUCUAGCAUUGUCAGCCAAGGGCAAAAUUACUAUUUGGGAUUUACGAAAUCGCAUGAUUUCGCUAAAUUUGAAUCAGUAUACACUUCCUGGUCGUAAAAUCACUUGUAUGGGAUUGUCACGACAUGGACUUGCUGCUAUGGGCAUGAACGAUGGACAAGCCAAGCUCUAUAAGAUGGAGUGGGUACAGCCAGGACAUCGUAAGCUAGGCUCUCAAAGUACUGGAAGCGCAAGUGCUGCAAACGGAGCAGGAAAUGAUAAUGCUGCUGCCGCUAAAUUGUUGGCUAUGGCUGCUCUACUCAUUACUCGUAAACCGGAAUCUGGAAAUGGGAAUAUAGAAAACAACAACAACAACUCUGCUACACCUACUCGUAAUGUAAAAUCUGGUAAACUGCCAACACGUGCUCGAAAGGUAUCUGAUCGUGAUGAUGAUACAGAAGAUGAUGAAUAUGAUGACGAAACUGGUGACGAGGAAGGUGAAUCUGAUGAGGAAUAUGAGCCACGUCCUAAAUAUAGAAAAGUCACUACUGCUGCUCGUAACGGGCAAGCUUGUGGUGUAUCUGCAUCUAGGAUUUUGACCAAUCGAAAUCACAAGGAACAACCAGCUCGUGUUGCUGUCUGGAAGGACUACCGAGUUCACAUCAUUGCCAAAGAAUACGGGAAUUUAAGCACUCCAUCGGUGGUAGCAUUCGCGGAUCCAACUCAUCUGGUUGGGAAGGAUGCCAUAGCUCUCACAAUCAAUCCAAGCAACACAGUACGCAACGCCAAGAGAUUGAUGGGACGUCAAGUCGCCGAUCCUGAAGUACAGUCUGACAUUGUCAACCAUGAAGGCAAACCGUUUGUACAAGUGGAAUUUGGAGGUACAACCAGAACUUUGGCUCCUGAAGACAUCUUGUCUGUAAUAAUGCUAAAGAUGAAGGAAAUCACCGAAGCCUACUUGGGCAUUCCUGCCACCUUCAACUAUUCUCAACACAUGCUAGUAAAACAAGCUGUUGUGAUGGUUUAA